This is a messenger RNA of Fomitiporia mediterranea MF3/22, 756 nucleotides long. RefSeq lists its product as uncharacterized. The transcript is spliced from 4 exons. The record is from RefSeq and is a predicted model, not a curated record. Bases 1 to 756 code for a protein of 251 amino acids. NCBI's taxonomy places the organism in Eukaryota, Fungi, Basidiomycota, Agaricomycetes, Hymenochaetales, Hymenochaetaceae.
AUGACCAAGUUUUGCAUCGGUAAACCUCUGGCUCCCUUUUGGAAGAUUAUGUCACUUAUGCCCAUACCUCCCACCAAAACUCGAAGCAUAUUCUUUAGUAACGGAAGCGACAAGGGCUCACAAACUAGACAUUCUGAGCGGGAAGCUCGAACCCAUGUUUCUGCACUAGAUCACUUCCGGUUCAAGCUAACCGCAUUUCCGAUUGCGGAUAUGCCUUUGAGCUUUGCACAUCUAAAUGGAGAAACGAAUUGCUUUGCAGCUUCCAAGUUACAAUCAUUAGGAGACGCCAGUUUGCUUAUUCUGCUAUUGCUUAAUACUUCAACUCGGGAUAUUUCAUUUAUAGAGCUUGAUAACAACCCAUCGACAUCUGUGUACUUCAGACUAGCUGCACCAAAGAAGACCUCAGAUAAAAGCCAUGGAACCAACGAGAAAGCACAACUUGGACAGAUAGUUACGACCAUAAUCAGUGUAUGCAAGGACUGCGGGUACUCAAGUGAGAAGUUGGAUGACUUCAAUAGAAGGCUUCAAAAAGUUGAUCUAGAGGGUAUGCGCGAACUCAACAGAGAAGCGGUUGAGCAUUACGCUGACGUACUAAAGGUGCAUUCGGUAGCGAAAGAAAAGGAACUCGGAAAAGACGACGAGAUGGUUCGUAAAUUGAAACAGAAUUCUAAGAUAGUGAAUGGAUGGAGAGGCAAGAACAUAUAUCCUGAACACAAAGGAUCGGACAAAGCAGAUGAGGAUGAUCUUCUGGAUUAA